Messenger RNA from Moneuplotes crassus, 1209 nucleotides. The record is from the annotation of a GenBank genome assembly. NCBI's taxonomy places the organism in Eukaryota, Ciliophora, Spirotrichea, Euplotida, Euplotidae.
UAUGAACAAGGAUCUGGAAGUUUCAGAAUACGAGGAUGCACAACUGAAGGAUAGAGAAUGCUAUAUUAGAGUGAUGGAUUAUAGGAAGCGGAUAAGGGAUGGAGCAAGAGUGAAAGGAUAUUUUGAGGCAACGCAUAGUUCGAGUAAGGAGUAUGGGAGGUUCUAGUGAAAAUUUCAAAGAAAAAAUUGCAUUUUUUAAUGCCAUUGGGUUUGAGGGAGCAGAGAGAGGCGGUAAUAUUAAUUACUUCAAUUAAUUCUAACAGCCUAAUAAAAUAUUUCUCAAAAAAAUUGAUUAUUCAUUUUUGCUAAAUAUUUCUCAUUGUUUGGAUAAUUGAUAGUUGCAAAUUUUGGUAAUUUUAUAGUGUGCAAAAAGGUAGGAAAAAUAUUUCACAGACUUUAGAUCAAAGAAAGAGGCGAGUUUUUGAAUAAGGAUUAUUCUAAUUACAAGAUUUUUGGGAGUUCUCUAAUGGAAGAGCCUCACUCUCCUCCUUUAUCCAACAGGGGGAUUUUGCACAAGACUAAAAAUACCUCCCAUCGAAGCUUUGCAAAUGAUUAUAAAGAGCUCAGAUUUAUGCCAAAAUAAAAAAACCAUGGUGCUAUCAAGCAUUCUUAAAGUACCUGCAGCGAAUUCUAUAUACAAAAAGAAGCAUAGAAAAUAAAAUCAGAUCGAGACUCUCAAACUCUACAGCCAGGCUUAACGACCAAGAACUGACGUCUCGCUUAAUAAUUAAAGGGAGAGAUAUAGUAUAUAGUUCAAGAAAAGACAUGGUUAAGAAAAAGAAGAGUCUUGAUAGAAAUACAGAGAGAUAUAACAUGGAUCUUCAAUUUCUUGGACUUAAACGCAAGACAAGAAAUCUUAGUAGCCAGGAAUAUAAUUCUCAAGCUAUUAAACCUGCUAAUUUUGAACUAGACAAAGAAAGUAAUGGUGCUAGCAAACAUCUCAACCUAAACAAUAACAUUUUGGCUAGGAUCUUUAACAAAUCGGCUUUCAGGAAGUUCAAAGAGUUCAACAAGAAUCAGUACUACAUCCAAGGAACGAAACUAUCUAAACUGAUCAGAGAUCCUAGCUUCUAUUCGUACGAUCAUAAGCUAACACAAUAUGUGCAAGGGAGGCUGCUUAAGAACUUGUAACUCUGCACCAGAAUUUUAAGGCCAGAGGUUGACAAGCAACCUAAUUCUUUUGGAACUGAAGUUCUCAGGGAUUUGCAU